Onychostruthus taczanowskii (white-rumped snowfinch) is the source of this 1642-nucleotide messenger RNA. Its product is annotated as survival motor neuron protein-like. Gene Ontology annotation, biological process: mRNA processing. The record is from RefSeq and is a predicted model, not a curated record. Gene Ontology annotation, cellular component: cytoplasm; nucleus. Gene Ontology annotation, molecular function: RNA binding. NCBI's taxonomy places the organism in Eukaryota, Metazoa, Chordata, Aves, Passeriformes, Passeridae. Bases 14 to 844 code for a protein of 276 amino acids. The transcript is spliced from 8 exons.
GGGGCGCGCGGCCAUGGCGGACGCGGUGCUGUUCCGGCGCGGCACCGGGCAGAGCGACGACUCGGACAUCUGGGACGACACGGCCCUCAUCAAGGCGUACGACAAGGCGGUGGCCUCCUUCAAGAAUGCCUUAAAAAAUGGGGAGUGCUCGGAGCCUUCAGACAAGCAGGAGCAGCGCCUGAUGAUAAAGAGAAAAAACCAUAAAAAGAACAGAAAUAGAAACAAGAGCAAUACAACGCCUUUGAAACAGUGGAAAGUUGGUGACAGCUGCAGUGCUGUUUGGUCUGAGGAUGGUAAUUUGUAUCUAGCAACUAUUGCCUCCAUCAACCAGAAGAGAGGCACCUGUGUUGUCACUUACACAGGAUAUGGAAAUCAGGAGGAGCAGAACUUGUCUGAUUUACUUCCUCCAGCCAGCGAUGAAACAGUAAAUGGGAUGGGGCAUUCUGGGGAGAAUGAAAAUGAGACUCCAUAUUCAACAGAUGAAAGUGAAAAAUCUUCCCAGUCACCUCAAAACAAAAACAACUGCACAAAAGCAAGAUUUUCCCCUCAAAGCUUGAGAUUUCCCACACCACCUCCACCACCACCAGCCCCAGGCCUAGGAAGGUCUGGAUCAAAAUUCAAGGCACCUCCAUCAUUUUUAUCUUGCUGGCCCCCGCCCUUCCCAGCAGGACCACCAUUGAUUCCUCCUCCACCACCCAUGAGGCCAGACUCUGCUGAGGACGACGAAGCAUUGGGGAGCAUGCUGAUAUCCUGGUACAUGAGUGGUUACCACACUGGAUAUUACCUGGGUUUAAAACAAAGCCGGAUGGAAGCAGCGCUGGAGAGACAAACACAUGCCAAGUAACCACGUACGAACCAUUGUUCUGAGGGAUUGUAAGUAUUGCGGCUUUGGGGUAAAUGAAGAUACAGUCAAGUUUUGAACUCCCUUCAGAAACCUCUUGUCUUUGGGACUUCAUCCAUUCUUACGGCUCUCUGAAAAGACUACUUCUGCCAGUAGUAAUCCCUUCUUUGCAGCUGUGGAAUUGUAUUUUUGUAGCUAGAAUGAAGGAAAGUAUUCAUUGCUCUGAUGAGAGUUUUAACUACGGCAUCUGUCUACAUCACAAUUAACAGUGCAGUUUAUUUGAAUUAUUAAUGGUUCAUAGUGGGCUGUUCUUGGAAUAAAAGGUUGUAAGUGAAAUGCAGUUUUUUCAUCUGUGUUUCCUUACACAGAUGGGAGGGUUGUAGCUAAACUUUGUUUUCAGGACAAAUUCAGUUUGGUAAUGUUGAGCAGUUCUGUUCUCAGUACUUCAGUAUCUAUGCUUUUAUUUGAAAUGUUUUGUCCAGAAUUCUCCAGUGUAUUGUUCACUUCCUUAUAAAACAAAACUAUAUUCUCCUGGGGAAUUGUUUUCUGAUUUUCUCUGACAACAUGUAAUUUCUGUGUAAUUUAGUAGUUCUUUGUGUGUUUAAAACAAAAAGGCUCUUUUAUACUUAUUUUUGCUUCUUUUUUAAAGCCAGGUACAGAUCUUUUCCACUGAGAGGUGUGUAACACUUAUGCAUUGGUGGUUGAUGGUGAAGAACUGAAUUUUAUCAAGACAAUUAAUUAAUUUUUUUAACACUGACCUGUCCCUGUUAACAAAUAAAUAACUUCAGACUAGCAAUCAGA